AUGGAAGUCGGUGAUUCGAAUGAAGAUGGUUCUAUGCAGAAGAAGUUUAGUAUGCAGGCCUGUAACGUUUUGGCAGAGCUUCGACGAACUGGAGAUUUUUGUGAUGCUGUGAUCAAAGUUCAAAGUAAACGUUUUCCAGUUCAUAGAAAUAUAUUAUCUGCGUGUAGCCCUUAUUUCAGGGCUUUAUUUAAGAACCAAGAAGGUAACAAUAAACGUAUUGAAGUAACAAUACCCGGGGUUUCACCCGGAAUAAUGAACGAACUGAUCGAGUAUGCUUAUACUAGAGAUAUUAAAAUACACCCUGAGAAUGUGGAAGAACUGCUACCUGCGGCUGAGCAGUUCCAUGUCACAGGUUUAGUAAAAGCGUGUUGUGAUUUUCUCACUGAUCAACUUGCUCCAGAGAACUGUAUCGGCAUUCGAGCUUUUGCUAAAGCUUACUUUUGUCACACCUUAGAAAGAACUGCUCUGAAAUAUAUUCUUAAGAACUUCUGCUCUCUUCAUCAAUACAGUAAUGAAUUUUUACAACUUAACGUCGACGAAGUUUCAGAAAUUUUGAGUUGUGAUAAUUUGAACGUUAAAAAUGAAGAACUUGUUUUUGAUGCCGUACUACGCUGGAUAGAUUAUGAUCCCGAAAGAAGGCGCUGCCACAUUGCAAAAAUCUUAAAAACAAUUCGAUUAGGUCUCUUGACUACACAGUAUUUUGUUGAAAAAGUGAAAUCACAUCCCUACGUUAAAGAGAGUUCAGCUUGUAAGCCGAUUAUUAUAGAAACAUUGAAGUUUCUGUACGAUUUGGACAUGGACGAGGAAAAAGAAGUGGAUUUAAAUCAUCCUCUAGCCAAGCCACGGGUACCUCACGAGGUUCUGUUUGUUAUUGGAGGUUGGAGUGGCGGAUCCCCGACUACCAUGGUAGAAACGUAUGAUACUCGAGCAGAUAGAUGGAUAGUAUGUAAAACUGUAGAUAAAGAGGCGAGGGCAUAUCAUGGUACCGUUGCUUAUGAUAUGCGAAUUUACGUCAUUGGUGGUUUUGAUGGAGUAGAAUAUUUUAACAGUGUACGAUGUUUUAAUCCUUUAACUAAAAUAUGGUCUGAAGUUUCACCAAUGAAUUGUAAAAGAUGUUAUGUGAGUGUUGCCGUUUUAGAACCGUAUAUUUAUGCAAUGGGCGGAUACAAUGGUCACGAUCGCCAAUAUUCAGCUGAAAGAUAUUCCAAGCAGAGAAACCAAUGGAGUUUAAUACAAUCGAUGAAUAUCCCAAGAAGUGAUGCUAGUGCUACAGAUCUAGAGGGAAAGAUUUAUAUAUGUGGUGGAUUCAAUGGUCAAGAAUGUCUGAAUUCUGCUGAAUAUUACGAUCCAGAAACUAACCAGUGGACAUUGCUACGACCAAUGAGAAACAAACGAAGCGGUGUUGGUGUAAUAGCCUAUCGUGGACAUCUGUACGCUCUGGGUGGUUUCAAUGGUGUAUCCCGUAUGAAUACCGGAGAACGAUUCAGUUUGGUCACCAACUCAUGGCAGACAAUUCCGGAAAUGGAUAACUCACGAAGUAAUUUUGCUAUUGAGAUUAUUGAUGAUAUGAUAUUUGCUAUAGGAGGUUUUAAUGGUGUAACUACUAUAUUUAAUGUAGAAUGCUACGAUUCUGUAACAGAUGAAUGGUACCACGCAACAGAUAUGACUGUUUAUCGCAGUGCUCUGAGUGCCUGUGUUAUACGAGGAUUACCAAAUAUUGAGGAUUUUAUACAACAAGGUCGGGAAUAG
Messenger RNA from Lottia gigantea (owl limpet), 1749 nucleotides. RefSeq lists its product as hypothetical. NCBI's taxonomy places the organism in Eukaryota, Metazoa, Mollusca, Gastropoda, Lottiidae. Gene Ontology annotation, molecular function: protein binding. The coding region runs from base 1 to 1749 and encodes 582 amino acids. The record is from RefSeq and is a predicted model, not a curated record. The transcript has 6 exons.